UUGUCAUGUGUCUAAUUUGGCGCACGAUGAAGUUAUAUCACUGCUUCCCCUUGUAAAAAGAUUUUGUUAUUGGAUAUGUAAUUACAUUAUCUUUAAUUACAUCAGAGAGACGCAUGAUUCGGUGCCAAAAUAUCUGGUUAAGUAUUUUUGUACUAGGCAUGCGCGAGUUAGAGGUUAAGUACUUUCUAAAUAUUUGCUACAUUCAAAAAGGAAAGCGCAAAAGGACAACUGGAGUUAAUUAUCAAGCUUGUUAUGUGGUGACGAUGAAUAUUUCGGACAUUGAACAGUACUUAACUUGGUUAAAGGGAAAUCACAAUGGGACUUUUGAUUUAGACUACUACUACGACCUUGCAGACACAUACGAAAUAGAGACAUUCCGAAUAUGGGAAGAGAGACUGAAAACGGUGAAAAUAUUAAACAAAGUUUUUUUAGUCGUUUCCAUCCUUAUAGCUGUUAUCGACUUCCUUUUGCUGAUUUCCAUCUUCUCCGCAUCGGUACGAGAGCGAUCGGCGAGCUGGUACCUGUAUCAUCUCAAUUUUGUGACAAUUCUUCAAAUCACGUUCUCGCUGCCGAGACUGGAAGCCAUCUUACAUGAUACGUUCGGGACCUGCAUGUUUUUCUCCUUCAUAGAAUGGACGCUGACUCCACUUCACUACGUCAAUCUGGUCUUAAUGGACAUUGAAAUUCUUGCAACCGUUCUUGCGUCAGAUCCAAGAUGGCGGACAAGUCCGCAGAAAAGAUUUUUCGUCUCCAUGACAGCAGCUUGGAUUUCGUGCAUUCUUUUUUCAGUAGUAGUAAUGUUUUUCGGUCAUGAGGAGCAUCCACAUUUUCCUAUUUGCUUCCACCAGAACAAAGCCGCUGAAAUUUUAGGUCAUGUAGUACGAACUUUGUUACCGUUCAUAUUUUCAGUAGCACUAAUAAUAGCGGGCUUAGUACUCUUCGUUCGCGCAAAAAGAAGUCCCGAAAACUAUAGCCACAUGACUGUAGAUCGGAUCAGUUUACAAACUUUUAAUGAAUGGUUUGCGUGUUUCAUGAUGUGGAAUAUAUCAAUCGCAUUUGUAGAAAUCCUUGUGUACAACAUGCAAACAUUCUUUUUCGACCUUGGCUUAGUUUUGGACAUUUCGAUUCAAAUGUUUGCCUUUAUUAUACACUAG
Molecule: messenger RNA, 1154 nt
Organism: Mercenaria mercenaria
Lineage: Eukaryota; Metazoa; Mollusca; Bivalvia; Venerida; Veneridae
Exons: 2
Coding region: 114-1154 (346 amino acids)
Source: RefSeq, a predicted model, not a curated record